Molecule: messenger RNA, 354 nt
Organism: Staurois parvus
Lineage: Eukaryota; Metazoa; Chordata; Amphibia; Anura; Ranidae
Source: the annotation of a GenBank genome assembly
CGGACACAGACACAUGUACAUACAUACACAGACACAUGUACGCACAUACACACACAUGUAAAUGCACACACACUUGUACAUACACGCAGGCACAUGUACAAAUGCACACAUGUACACGUACACACACACACACACCCCAUAAAAAGUUGCAGUACUUCAAUGUUCACUCACAGAUCCGGGUACUGCACUCUAGGGGGAGGCAGAGAGCACAGCAUACACUCCUUCCUUUGUUUUCACUGCGCUCAGCUAUUGAGCAGUCUGAUGGCUCCCAGUGCCAAUGACAGAUCCGGCCUGAGCUCCGAGCCUGCUCAGCAAGACGGCCCUGGGGAACACACUCGCCCCCACCACAAUUUC